CACACCAACGGCUGCACUCCACCAUCGAUAAGCCGCGAGUCCUAUCACCCCGCCAUAGAUAGUUGGUCGAUAGCGACGCACACAAACAAAAUAAAAAACUCCCUCACCAGGACGACAAACGCGACACCGGCACACGAGCAAAAUGAAAUACUUCCAGCAGACAGUCGACUUUGACUACUCCUGGGAAGAAGUCUCGACGAGCAACUGGCGCAAAUAUGGGCCCUGGAACGAGAAGACGCCACACGUAAUCGCCGUCGACACGCUGAGUCGGACGGUAGAUCCGGCCACGGGCAUUCUGCGAUCAGAACGCCUCAUCACAUGCCGGCAAAGCGCGCCGAAAUGGGUCACCUCGAUCCUCGGCGCCCAAGAUCUGUCCCAUGGUCUAUGAGACCUCGUACGUCGACCCAGUCGCCAAGAAGCUCACCCUCUGCUCCAUGAACAUGACCAUGUCCGACCUCAUCAACGUUCGCGAGACAUGCAUAUACCAACCCACUGCUUCUUCCUCGGCUACCGCACCCAGCACAACCUUCACACAAAGAGCCGAGGUAACAGCCCUGUGCGGAGGCUGGCAGAAGAUCAAGAACAGCAUUGAGCAGUUCACUGUUGAGCGGUUCCAGCAGAACGCCGCCAAGGGCAAGGAGGGUUUCGAAAUGGUGCUGGAGAAGGCGAGACAGGUCUUCCAGGAACAAAGAGAACUGCUACAACUGCAGCAGCAGAGUCCAAUCCUGAGGGAGGCCAAGAUGUGAACUGCGACCUCGACACUCGACUCCACCACUACCUAUCCACCGCAGCCCUAGUUUCUGCAUCUCCACUUCUGUACAUUCUCGCAUUUUGAGCGUUUUCCUCGGGUCAUCACAAAAAGUCAAUUUUUCAAGGCGUUUACAAAAGGCAUGGGCUAGGCGUUUGCUAUACCCACGCUCACGAGCACUAGAUGCUAGAUACGCCUUACACGAUAGAAACGCUAGAACCUGAGUUAGAUCAGAGUAACUGUAUAAUGUCACUCACUUUAUAUACUGA
This is a messenger RNA of Parastagonospora nodorum SN15, 1017 nucleotides long. RefSeq lists its product as hypothetical. Gene Ontology annotation, cellular component: mitochondrial intermembrane space. The coding region runs from base 378 to 746 and encodes 122 amino acids. Lineage: Eukaryota; Fungi; Ascomycota; Dothideomycetes; Pleosporales; Phaeosphaeriaceae. The record is from RefSeq and is a predicted model, not a curated record. The transcript is spliced from 2 exons. Gene Ontology annotation, molecular function: phosphatidic acid transfer activity. Gene Ontology annotation, biological process: phospholipid transport.